Molecule: messenger RNA, 1008 nt
Organism: Trichophyton verrucosum HKI 0517
Lineage: Eukaryota; Fungi; Ascomycota; Eurotiomycetes; Onygenales; Arthrodermataceae
Exons: 1
Coding region: 1-1008 (335 amino acids)
Source: RefSeq, a predicted model, not a curated record
AUGCCACUUGACUACUACUUUGCUUCAGCGAUCGUGAUAUACUACUUUUACACCACAUCGACCUCAUCAAUUUCUUGUUACUGCUUCAGACAAACACUACAGUCCAAGAAGCUGUCUACACACCUUUUACCCCCUUCAGCCACCCAAUAUCCUUUCAUUACCAAUCAACUACUCCAAUCAACCACUAUGACAAACUCGGAGGAUGAGGAAUAUCAACGGCUUGUGAGAUGGAAAUUUGAGCAAGACAAGAAACGAAAGGGAGAUGAGAGCUGGAAGAUCGCAAGAUGGCAGGCAUAUUGGGAGGAUGUCCGCAAAGGAACCGUGAAACACUAUGCAUGCCUUGUCCUCAUAACUAAGUCAGGCCCAAUUACAUCGCCAGAAAAGUUACAGGAGAUUGCUGGUCGUCCAUCACUACCGGAAGUUUAUACAACUGUGAAGCUGAAAGCUUUUGUUGAAGAGCCGCCAGCGGAGCCCAAGGAGGAAGAUCAAGUCCAGUACUGUACUCUUGGAAACUUGCAGGCUGUAAAAGCCGCGACUUAUGGUGUAACCCAGCUGGUAUGGUUUCGAGAUGGUCCAGCAGGUGCGUGGCUAGCAUACUCUUUGAAGUCGGACAACCGACAGUGGGAAGAUUUUCGCGAAGCAUGCCGCACAGGAGCCAUUCUAUACACUUAUGGCACCUAUUCCAUUAUCAUAUCUAACGCAGGGCCCUUCACAUCCCCAGAAAAGUUACAGGAGAUUCUCGGACUUUCAACACCACCAGAAUUGAAGGAAGCCACGCGGGCGGAGCUCACUGAUGACAUACACCCUAAGCUAAAAGAGGGGGAUAUAGUGCAGUAUUGCGAUGUUGACCUUCGCUACCUGGACAAGGUAGAGGAAGUCUCUGAAGGAGAAGAUAUCCUCAUUUGGGCUGAUCUAAAGCAAAGGUGUGGCUGGCUUGCCCACUCUGUGAAAUCGAGGGCUGGAGGUGAAGAUGUCGAAGCUAGCAAUGGCAAAGAGAAUGCUGGAUGA